This is a messenger RNA of Aplysia californica (California sea hare), 1811 nucleotides long. RefSeq names its product coiled-coil domain-containing protein 22 homolog. Gene Ontology annotation, molecular function: cullin family protein binding. NCBI's taxonomy places the organism in Eukaryota, Metazoa, Mollusca, Gastropoda, Aplysiida, Aplysiidae. Gene Ontology annotation, biological process: positive regulation of ubiquitin-dependent protein catabolic process. The record is from RefSeq and is a predicted model, not a curated record.
UUGCCGAAAGUCACAUGACACCUCAAGCUGAUCAAGAUGGAGGAGGUGGACCGUAUUAUUGUUCACUCAUUGCGAUCUAUUGGCUGUGACAUCGAGGAGGAUGUCCAAAGCCUACGCCAGUUCAGCACGGAGCUCAUCGUGGCCACAGUGGCACGAUGUCUCAAGGUCAUAUCCAGUGACCUUGAACUCCCGUCUAGUCUGCCCCCAGGGAUGUCAGCCAGGUUUCGAGUGGGUGCCAGUCUUGCCAAUCAUGUUCAGGACCUCGGGUACAAAGGUGGAGACCUGGGAUACCAGACGUUUCUCUACUCGAACGAGACGGAGAUUCGGAAGAUUUUUAUGUUUCUGGUGGAGAAACUGCCUAAAGAAUCCUCUCAGACAGCUGAUGAACCCUUAGGGGCAUCUGUUCUUCUGCACCGAGCAAUCUGUACAGAACUGAGUAACCAGCUGUCUGCCUCGUGGACACCAACCUUCAUGAAAGACCGAGGCAUUCGCUCAAGGUCAAAGCCUCCUGGAUGGCAAAGAGAGGGUGCAUGUUGUCUCCAGUACUACCACAGCUGCCCGACAAGGACGCCUGUGGGCACUGCGAAUCUGAGCAUCAAACUACCCAGAGAGACCAGAUCGUACUACACAUCCAAACUUCCGUACGUGACGAACCAGACGCGUGUCCACCGCGACACAGCGCCAUCUGUGCUGGAGGCUAACACCUUAGAGGUGGCUGUACAACAGGAGUGGGAGACCGAAUGGAACUCUGUGGGACUGGCCUCUAGACUCACACAGCAGGAUGAGGAGAAGACAAUGGCUCAGAUGGGAACAGCAGCACCGCAGGACACGGAAGAGGAACAAGAGAGGAAACGACAGGAUGAAGUGGAUGGACUGAGGGAAGAGCUGCACAAGGUGACCUCUGACCUUGAGAAGCUUGACCUUGAGGUGCGAAAGUUCACGGCCAGUCAGCAGCAGAUGGAUGAAGUGAUAAUGACUGAAGAAAAGAGUGCGGAGGAGAAAAAAGCAGCGUACACUGUCAAGAAGCGAACUCUGGACCUCCUGCCUGAGGCUGAGGCUAACAUUGGUAAACUCCAGGCUGUCGUAGACUCCAGUGCGCAGCGUCUAGUCACUCUGGCCAAGCAGUGGGAGAGUCAUAGAGAGCCGCUAAUACAGCAGUACAGAGAACUCAGACAGUUACACUCACAAAGAGAGUCUGAGGCGGAGAAGAAACUGGAGGAGAUCAAAGUGUUCCGGGCUCGCAUGAAAGAGUCAGCUGAUGAAGCGAGGCGUAAGGAGGAGCUACAGAAACAGCUGGUGUCUGAGUUUGAACGCAUGACUAAAGAUGUGAACCGAUCGGCGUACACACGGAAGAUUUUGGAGAUUGUGGCAAACAUCAAGAAACAAAAACAGGAAAUUGAUAAGAUUCUGGUGGACACAAAGAGUGUACAGAAAGAGAUCAACUCUCUGUCCGGGAAACUCGAUCGUACCUUCACCGAAACGGAUGAACUUGUGUUCAAAGAUGCCAAAAGAGAUGAGAGUGUGAAGAAGGCCUACCGCCUGUUAGCUGCUCUUCAUGAGAACUUUGAAAGUCUGAUCCACACAGUGGAGGAUACGGGAGUGGUAACAAGGGAGAUAAGAGACCUGGAGGAACAGAUUGAGUCUGAGAGCAGCAAGAAGAUCCUGAGUAACUUGGAGAAGAUCUCCGAGGAUUUGCAGCAGAUGAAGAAAGAGAACUCUGGCCUCAUCGCUAAGGUCAAGGGGAAGUGAAGGAGCAGGGUACUGUGUGGGAGUGGUGGGUGGGUGGGUGGGUUGUGGGAGUGAAGAUUGGA